AUGCAGAACUCUCCCAACAGGACUGCACCUCGAGAAUACAACGAUCGACGAGGUAGUGGACCGCAUUACCCCAAGUACUACGAUGCAGAUGGACAAAACAUCAAUCAACGCCCGCCCACUAGAAACCCGAGAACGAUGGACAUUCCCAUCCAAGAUCACAGACGAGCUUCUUUGACCGAGCAAUACUCACCGACAAAUACAAACAACCCGUCUUCCGCCCGUGGUGUGUCGCACGACAUGUCUCGGCCACCAACCUACGACGGACCUCAAUACGAAGACCCAGUGUUGCAGCAGCAAGUGCAACAACCAAAGAGACGCGGAUACCGCCGAACCGAUUCCGAAGAGGUGCAAUACCGAGAUCAAAACACCGUUCCGCAAUCCUCGACCGGGAGAGCCGUCCAAAUUCAGAACUCUCGAGCAGAAGCCAGUCCCAAUCAAUCCAUGCCCAUGGCGCGUGAUCAGCGUCACGGCUCUCCCCCCAAGAACCAUUCCCCUCACAGAUCAAGUGGUCCGGAGUCGCCAGAGCCUGUCAUCUCCACCGCCAGAGCCGCAUCCAUCCAGAUUCAGAAUGCCGCUGCAGGUGCCAGUAUCCAACGCCUUGAGAGCCCCCGGAUCAUGACCAGCGUUCUCCAACCACUGGACGGCAAGGUCAAGGAGUACAGCUCUCGCAUGCAGAACGCGCAGGCGCAAAUGGCCCAGCUGGAUGCCGAGAUGGCGGCGCUGAUGGAGAGGAAGAAGCAGUCCGAGAAGAGAUUUCUGGAGGCCAAGACCAAGCAUGAUGAUUACAGACGUCAGUACCAGGGGGUAGAGAGGGCGCUGAGAGGGGAGCCCGCGGAUCUUGUGACACGCAUCAAUUACGAAUCCGACGAGGACGAAAGUCCUUCGAGACAACAAACCAUCCAGUUGCCAAACCGCCAGCAACAGAUCCGAGGCUCGAACUCUCGCUCCGAGUCUUGGAGCUCCGUCAAGAAGCCCAACACGAAGAGCGGGAGCCGAUUCUCGGUCAGCAAACUCUUUGGUGCUUCUUGA
Molecule: messenger RNA, 1029 nt
Organism: Drepanopeziza brunnea f. sp. 'multigermtubi' MB_m1
Lineage: Eukaryota; Fungi; Ascomycota; Leotiomycetes; Helotiales; Drepanopezizaceae
Source: RefSeq, a predicted model, not a curated record